This is a messenger RNA of Olea europaea var. sylvestris, 2510 nucleotides long. RefSeq names its product histidine kinase 1-like. Gene Ontology annotation, molecular function: phosphorelay sensor kinase activity. The record is from RefSeq and is a predicted model, not a curated record. Gene Ontology annotation, biological process: signal transduction; phosphorylation. Bases 6 to 2510 code for a protein of 834 amino acids. Lineage: Eukaryota; Viridiplantae; Streptophyta; Magnoliopsida; Lamiales; Oleaceae. The transcript is spliced from 13 exons.
AGGUAAUGCUGGCAAUUUUGAUAGGCUUAUUAACUUUACUGACAUGGCAUUUUACUAGAGUCUACACAGCAAGAUCGUUAAAUACUUUAGCAUAUGAACUUCGUCAUGAACUUCUACAGCGACCAAUAUUACGAAUGUGGAACAUCCUUAAUACCACUGUUGAAGUAGCAACUUCUCAAGUUAAGCUUUCAGAGUAUGUAAUCCGGCGUUACAGCAAGCCUGAUAACCAAGCACAACAAGUCGAGCAGCUUUAUGAAGCUAUGAGGGAUGUGACAUGGGCAUUGUUUGCAAGUCGAAGAGCUCUUAAUUCAAUAACAAUAAGCUAUAAAAAUGGCUUUGUUCAGGCUUUUCACAGAAAUCAUAAGAGUAAUAAUACAUACUACAUAUACUCUGAUCUGGCCAACUAUUCGAUAAGUGGAGUAUAUGGUGUCAACAUGAUUUCAUCUCAUCAAGGAUGGAAUGAUCAAUCUAUACACAAUAACAUGUCUGCAAUUUGGUAUCAACAACCCCUGGAUCCCAUGAGUGGUGAGAAGAUUGGAAAACCAAAGAAAAUCCCGCCUGAUGAGUUAAUUAACAUUGCAGGAAUUUCACAAGUGCCUGAUGGUACGGCUUCUUGGCAUGUGGCAGUAAGCAAAUAUACGGAUUCACCAUUGCUUUCAGCAGCAUUGCCUGUUUGGGACCCAUCUCAUGAAAGCAUAGUUGCCGUUGUGGGUGUAACUACUGCACUUUAUAGUGUUGGACAAUUGAUGAAAGAACUUGUUGAAGUCCACAGUGGACACAUAUAUUUAACCUCUCAAGAGGGUUGGUUACUUGCUACUUCCACUAAUACUCCUUUAUUGAUGAAUUCAACAAAAGGGCCAAAGCUCAUGAUGGCUGCUGAUUCUGAGGACAAUGUGAUACGAUCUGGGGCCGAGUGUUUGCAGAAAACAUACAGCAGCAAAUUUCCAUCUAGCCAGGAAAUUCAUAUAGAAAAUGCAAGGCUUGGCAAUCAAUUGUAUUACAUUGAUUCCUUCUUCCUCAACUUAAAGAGACUUCCUAUGGUUGGCGUUAUUAUCAUUCCAAGGAAAUAUAUAAUGGGAAAAGUCGAUGAGAAAGCUUUUAAAACACUCAUGAUAUUGAUAUCAGCAUCUCUAUGUAUUAUAGUAGUUGGAUGUAUCUGUGUCUUCAUAUUGACCAAUGGAGUGUCAAAGGAAAUGAAACUAAGGGCAGAACUGAUAAGCCAUUUAGAUGCAAGAAGGAAGGCAGAGGCAUCCAGCAACUACAAAAGUCAGUUUUUAGCAAAUAUGAGUCAUGAGCUGCGAACACCUAUGGCUGCAGUGAUUGGAUUGCUGGAUAUUCUUCUAAGUGACGAUUGUCUCACAAAUGAACAAUAUGCAAUGAUUACUCAGAUUCGUAAAUGUUCUAAUGCUUUACUGCGGCUUCUCAACAAUAUUUUGGAUCUCAGCAAGGUAGAAUCUGGGAAGCUAGUACUAGAAGAAACUGAGUUUGAUUUAGGUCGAGAACUUGAAGGGCUUAUUGAUAUGUUUUCUGUCCAGUGCAUUAACCACAAUGUAGAGACUGUGCUUGAUAUCUCUGAUGAUAUGCCAAAAGUAGUCCGAGGAGAUUCUGGUAGAAUUGUUCAAAUUUUCGUGAACCUAAUCAACAAUUCUAUCAAAUUCACAACCUCGGGCUACAUCAUUCUGCGGGCCUGGUGUGAGAAUCUAGACACAGACAGUAAUGAAAGGAAGUUGUCUACAAAUCAGAUGGAUUCGUGGUGGGUACAAAAGAUGAAACUUAAGCGGCAGGGAUGGCAUGGUAAGAGAUCAUCCAAGAAAGAUAACAAAAUAAUUCUAUGGUUCGAAGUUGACGACACCGGUUGCGGGAUUGAUCCAAGCAAAUGGGAAUCUGUAUUUGAAAGUUUUGAGCAAGCUGAUCCCUCAACAACUCGGUUGCAUGGUGGCACUGGCCUUGGCUUGUGCAUAGUGCGAACCUUGGUCAACAAGAUGAAUGGAGAGAUCAAAGUGGUGAAGAAGAGUGGAACAGGAACCCUGAUGCAACUGUAUCUGAUUCUCCGCACACCAGCAGAGAGCACAAAACAGCAGUACCUAUCAAAUCUCGAAGAGCAGAACCUGACUGUGUUGUUUGCACUUAAUGGCAGAAUGACUAGAAUGAUUAUGAGCCAAUGGUUGCAAAAAAAUGGGGUGUACACCUAUGAAGCUUCUGAUAUGUUUGCUCUUAGAAAACUUGGAUGCCAACUUUUAUAUGCCUCGACUCAUUUCUUAUCUUUUAAUCUUCAAUUCACCUUUCAUGGUGGCAUUUGUCGUGGUGGAGUUGGAGAUUGGGUGAGUAACAGCGUUGCAAUGUGUUUGUACGGUGGUGAUGGUGAUUGUGUGGUAGUUGAUCUGACGGUUCGGGUGAUUUGUGUAGUGGCGGGGCGGCGUGGUGGAUUGGGUGGUAGUGGCGGUGGCGGGCGUCUCCCUUCGUCUCUCUUCUCAUCUCCUUCUCCCUUUCCCUCACUAUCCUCACUGUAG